UUUUUUUUUUUACAUAUGUAGGAAAUCCUCUACCGUUUUAUAUGUAUAGAACAAGACAAGUAAUUUUUUGCAAGCCAGCAUCACCCUACUAAAAAACAACGUAAGGAUUUAUCGUAAGUGGCGUCAUAAAAAGGAUCUGUGACAUUGCGAUUUUAUUUUUUCCUUCCGCCGUUACUCUGUAAUUAAGAAUUUAACGUAGGGGCUACGCUGGGUAUUAAAUUUGGAAAAAGGGAGAAGGUGGAGCACUUCCCGUCGUACGUGUUGACGCAGUGGGGUUUCUACGUCUGGUCGGCGUUCCCCCCCGCCCCUCCCGCGGUGACGGCGAUGGGUAGGAAGCGGUGUGUUGGUGCAGAUUGUUCCAAGAUGGCGGCCGGGUGCUGCGGGGUGAAGAAGCAGAAGCUGUCGGGGUCCCCCGGUUCGGGGGGUCUCUGCGGGGCGGGGAGCGGUGGAGCUGGGACGGGACACUGCGGCUCGGACCUGGGGAUUGGCUCCUCGUCUGCAGUGGCGGCGGGGAGCGUGAAUCGGGUGAACGGCCUGGGGGGUCCGGGUUGUAGCGUUAGCGGCAACAGCAACGGGCUCUCCCCAACUUCGGGAGGCUACAGCACCACUGGUCUCUCCUCGACCCUCAGCCCCGGACUCGGCUCUGGCAGCGGGGGCAGGAAGAUGGUUGUUUCGGCGGAAAUGUGCUGCUUCUGUUUUGACGUUCUGUAUUGCCAUCUAUAUGGGUACCAGCCUCCUCGGACACCGAGGUUCACCAACGACCCAUACCCGCUGUUUGUCACAUGGAAGAUUGGCCGUGAUAAGCGAUUGAGGGGUUGUAUAGGUACUUUUUCUGCCAUGAACCUGCACUCAGGACUCAGGGAGUACACACUUACCAGUGCCCUUAAAGACAGCCGCUUUCCCCCCAUGACGAGGGAAGAGUUGCCACGGCUUUUCUGCUCCGUAUCUCUGCUCACCAACUUUGAAGAUGUUGGUGAUUAUCUAGACUGGGAGGUGGGUGUACAUGGCAUUAGGAUAGAAUUUUUCAAUGAGAAAGGAUCAAAGCGCACUGCCACCUACCUGCCAGAGGUUGCAAAGGAGCAAGGUUGGGACCACAUUCAGACCAUAGAUUCCUUAUUGCGAAAGGGCGGUUACAAAGCUCCCAUCAAUAAUGACUUCAGGAAGACCAUUAAAUUGACCAGGUAUCGUAGUGAAAAGAUGACCAUGAACUACACGGAUUACAUCAGCCUUCGCCAGCAACACCAUCACUACCAGAACGGCAUCGGGCACCCUCUCCCCCCAUACAACCAUUAUUCCUGACAGCGAGCCGCAUGACCAGUCACUGGACCUCUUCCCAGGAGAGCCCGCCCCUUCUUGGUCUAGCUAUCUCUACUACUGUACCAUUUUAUGAUGAUAGUUUCCGUUGCCAUGGCGUCGGUCGCACGACCUCGGCAUGGCAACGGGCGGCAACUCCAUCAUAUCAAAUUUUGAUAAACACCAAUUUCUCCUUUUUAUUUUGUGUUAGAAGUUAAUGAGUUUUUGCAGCAUAUAUAUAUAUAUAUAUAUAUAUAUAUAUAUAUAUAUAUAUAUAUAUAUAUAUAUAUAUAAAUCUAAUCCCUCUUUUCCUUUAAACAUUCAGAUUUUUCUUUUUAAUUAAUAUCAUAAUCCUAAUCAGGUUAUUAUUGUGUCUGUGGAUGGAAGGAAGAGUUGAGUUGAUAAUGGGUUACUUUGUUUAGGGUGGCUUGUUUUAGUUUGUGUGCUUAGGCUUUGUAGGAUGUAUUAAUUAGGGGUUAUUUUAUUUUUGACUUGACAGAAUCUUGCCCCGAUCUGACCUCCUUAUGUACAAUGUAAUUAGCAGGACCGUGUCCAUUUACUUUUGCGUGCGUUUGCAGUAUAGAGUAGUUGAUUUUUUCAUCCAGCAGUGUAAUGACGAGUGUACUGUUUGUGAGCUGUCAGUUUUUAGUGUGCUGGGUAUUUUAGCUUGUGUGCUGCAGGUGGGAGCAGUCUGGUAAAACCAGCUUGGGGUAAGCUAGUUCUAGGGCCUACAAUCAGAAUUGCUGAUAUAAUAUUGUGAAAGAAUUGCAAAUCUGAAGACAUACCUGUCGGAACAGACAAUUACCAAAUAAAUUAGAUUGCAGAAAUAUUUAUUUAAUUUUAUCCAAAAUAAUUUCCCCCCAGGCAUUAAUUAGAGACUGUGCGUGUUUAACACUUGUAACUGAAACAAAUUAGCCAGUACGAUAUAACAGUGUAAUGAGACUUUUAUAUAAAAAUGUGUAUUGCCCAGUGUUCCACAGUCUUCCACAUGAAUCGAAAUUGUAACAGUCGUCCACAGGUUAUUUAAUUGUUACAUAAUCUGUUUUGGAAUGAAUAUCUGCUACUGGUACAUUUUUUAUUAGGAUUUUUUAUUUAUUUUUUUAUUUUUUGGUGGAAUGAAAGUAGGAGGUAACUCAUUCUACAUUUAGGAGACUGAUUGUAAAAUAAGGCUGAUCUCUAAAGACAGGUUAGAUGAAUUGCAUGUAAAUUGAGAGGCAGGAGUAGCCAUUAGAAUCUGGGGCCCUGUUAACUUCGAUUUAUUUCUUUAUUCUUUUAACAGAUCAUCUAAUAGCUGCAUAACCUGCCAGGUAUUUUACGGUGGUGAAAACCAGUUAAGUGAGGGUUGAAGAAAAAAAAAAAAAAAAAUCUGUUAAAAGCCAUACUUCUUAUAAUGCAUGCGUCUGUAUCGGUCUGUGUUUUAUAUUUAAGGAAGAUGGUAGAGUUUUGGAGCUGGGAUGCUGCGGCUGUAUUGUGCUCUAGUGCCAUACAUACUGGAAUGCUGCAGAUGUCUCAGGAAUUUCAAAGCUUUUAACUUGGGAUUUCAGGAUUUUCUUUUGUUCUUUGGAAAUUCCACCAACGGUUCAGGACUGCUGUGUAGAAAUGUGGACCCUGUAAUCAUCAAAUUUCAUAAGGGUUUCUUGUAAAAACUAAAAUACACUGAGUUUGUUAUUUUACUUGCAUUGGUGUUACCAGUCUCAACAUCUUACAACUGUAUCGAAUUUCCAUAGGACACUACAGAAAUCUGUGAUAUUCCUUGGAUAAAUACAUUUUUAAAAGUGUGUUGUCGUCUAGUAACAGUGCCAGCGAGAAAAAUUAUGGUUGUGAACCAGUGUGUAUUGGAUGUUUAUUAGCAUGCUACAGGUUUUUAGAUGUGGUUUGUCGUGUUUCUAAAGGGGAGUCCUUGUUGCUCCUUGGGCAUGUAAGCAAAUAUAAUCACUCCGGCAAAAUGAAGUGCUUGUAACAAGUCAGCGACGUUAGGAAACAGGCUAGUCUGUGAAAUCAGAGAGACACAAUGUAGUUUGGAAAUAAGUUAGGUGAGUAAGCCAUGUUAAAGCCACUCUGCCACUCUUUGAAUUGUAACCCCUUGCUGUCAGUGCUGGAUGUCACGCUGCAUAGGGUGGAGUCCAUGCUCAUUUUAGAUCUCAUUGCAGGCUUGAAUUUCAAAGCCCAAAUUUGGUGAAACCACUGUUGGCCAUAUCUAUUUAUUGGUAGUUUUUCAUCAGUUGAUCGAAUCUGUAUGAGAUCAAUAUGACUGGUAUAAUGAGCGGACAUCAGAAUUGGCCAAGUGAUUGGUGAGAGAAGAGCAACGACCAGGGAUCUGGUACAGAUUUGACCUUGCUCAUUGAGUGUGUUUUAUAGUUGCAUGAUCCAGUUAAGAUGACUUACUCACCUCUAGCUGCUGUAAGGAAGCAACUUGUAACUGUUAAGGGCUUUUGGUAUUCCAUCCACAGUAAUCUUAUAGUCCAAAAAAAAAAAGCUUCAGUUGUGUUGCCUUAAUAUUAAUAAAUAAAGUGGGACCAGAAAAAACAGUGGUUGGAUGCUCUCUAGUUUUGAAUUGGUAGAACUAAAUGACAAUAUCUCCAAGCAAUGCAAUCCAAGAAUGUGAGUAAUUGUAAAUGCAGUGAGGAUGGAGCAUCCACACCUCCAUGUUACUUCUGGUCCCUAUUGAAAAUGAGUACAAACUGAAUAUUGUCUGCUGCAAAACCAAGCCUACUAGAUUCCUUAAAAAAAACGGAAUCUAUAAACAUUCAACCCAUUGUUUUUGCUUCGGCAUGCUCAUCCUACUGUUAGAGAUUAUUAAAGAGAUAAAUACAAUUUCUAUGGUGCUAAUGGACCUAGUGUUGGGGAGGGGGUCACAUGACUGGUCAUGUGGACUCAUCAAUCAUAUCAGACUAUAACCCUUGAUAUAUGCAGAUCUGUUUUACAGAUGUUUCUUACCAGUGUAACAAUGAUGAUAAACUCAUCCUGCAGGUUUGAAAGGACCAGGAUGAACAGUUCAUGCCCUCCAUUGCCUGGGAAAAACUGCAGUUUUUAAUCAUCUCUGUUGUAGAUUGCGGCGUUGAAGAGCAGAUUCAUUCUUGUACUUUUAACUGCGACAAGCGGUGACUAUGAAACCGAGAUUUUGCAGGUUUUCCUAGGUGGGGUACCCUUGUCUAUCUGCUCUCAAAACAGGACCUGGAGCAUUCACUUAGAUGUGCUACAUAUAUGUAUAUGUAUAUAUGUGUGUAUGUAUGUAUGUAUGUAUGUAUGUAUGUGUGUGUGUGUAUAUGUAUAUAUGUGUGUGUAUAUAUAUAUAUAUAUAUAUAUAUAUAUAUAUAUAUAUAUAUACACACACACACUCACUACACAUUCACUCUCAAAGCAAAAUGCUGUACAGCACAUUCUGUUUACAUACAUCUCUUGUUAUAGGAUAAUCUGUUAGUGCUUUUUAUGUGGGCCCUACAUUUCUUUUGUUCUGAUUUGGUCACUGAUAUACAUUUGGUAAAAUGAUAUACUGCAGCCAAUUAGGGACUUUAUUAAGGAGCUAGAUUUCCAAUUUAAAAAGAAAAUGUUCUACGGUUUGCUAGCUGUUAACAUGCAAAAAUCAGAAGUGUUUGAUCGGGAUUUCUUUUAUAUAUAAUCCAAGUACAAAUGUCAGUCUGGCCUGCUGUGCACAUUUGAUUAAUCCUGGCAGUGAUUUCUAUAUUUGUUAUUAAAUUCACCAUGCACACAAUACUAUUUACAAAAUUAAAUUGUGCUCAAGUGAUUCUUCUUCAUCGAUAUACCUGUAGUGGCGUUCUGUGCUGUGUAAAAUAAUUUGUCUGUCGCAUUUUUCAGACUUGGAAGUUAGCUCUCAUUGUAGAGCUUCCUCUCUGAAAUGAAAAUUCUCUUGCACGGUUUUAAAAAUUCCUGUUCAGAGUGUUACCCCUUACUAAAAGAUGGAUUUGUUCUGUGGUUCGUCCUUGUAUACAGACAGGAUCUCUUUCAGUCCAGACAAAAAACAAAAACCGUAUACCAUGCAAAACACAUUAUGGGUUGAAAAAACUUUGUGAGGGUUUGGGAGACAAAACCGGCAGGGACUGUUUUCUCCUCCUCACGCUACACCGAACCCUGAAGGCCAGGCACCCAUUGAGUUCAAAAGCAGACACCUGUAGGGCUGGCCUUUGUCCUUCAGAGGCCGGUAGCUCGCUGACAUCUGCGCUCAAGUUCCUGGGUGUAAAAGAGGAAGCUGGAGGGUAGUGGGAUCAGAGGAUGCCCACUGAACCUUUAGUUCUCCCGAGUUGUUGAGGGGAAAAUGACUGGACAUUUCAAAUUAGGGAGUAAAAUAAUUGGGCACAAUAAACCAUUAAAAAAAUUAUUCAGCAAAUAGAUUUUUGUUUUGCAAAAUUUUACAACUGCAUACAUUCUGUCAUUCAACUGUCAUACAUUCUAAAGUCAGAUGAACUUUGCAUGGUGUCCUGCUUUUUCUUUUUUUUUUUUCACAUUAUGCUUCUCUUGACAGUCCAGCAGCAGCACAGAGCCUCUUUCUUCAGAACUGGCGAGGCAACUUUUACAAUUAUAAAUUAUAAUUGUUCUAAUAACAUAUUAAUUAAAAUGACUUGAAUUGGCUUCGAUAUGUGCAAUGCAUAACAUUGAGAGAAUGUGACCAGGUCCAUGUUUUGAGAUAAGAGCCAAAGUAAGAGAUUUAAAGUUUAAAACGUCUGUAGGUGGUCGUCGUCUGAAACCUACAGGCUUGUGUACAACUGUGCUGUGCGUCUGUCUCCAACGGCGUUGUUCUUUUCAAUGCCCUGCCACUUUCCUUCACAGGUGCAAUGUCUAUAGAAAUGCAUAGGACUAGUAAAGAUCAACCAUAUUCAUUUUUGGUGGGCUGUAAUCAAAGCCACAAAGGUUUUGUUUUUGUUUCCUUCUUUUAAGUGUGUCUGGAGCAUGUAGGCUACAUUACCUUUGUGUGUUAGAUCAAACCAAAGAGGCCCCCAGCCAUGUCCAAAUGCUGCUUAGAAAGUCUGCCUUCCUGUCCUUCCAAAACACCCUGCAGGAGAAGAGCUUCACUUUUUUGUUGUUUGUUUUUUUAAUAAAAUGUAGUACAAUUACUAACAGUUUUUUUGCUAGCAAACUUUAUUCAAUCAAGUUUCAUUUAAAGUCCUGAAUGUCCUAUGAAGUGACAUCAGAUGUUUUAAAAACUGGUUAUGUUUUUUUUUUUUUUAUAUAUACAAGAAAACCCCAUAGCGUGCCUAUUAGAUUUAUGGGUUUCUUAAUGUGUUCUUACUGUUUUUUUUUCUUCCUAAAGACCAGCAGUGAUACUUUAUAUACGAAGAUAUGUUGAUACUUAUUUUGAUUUGUCAUUUAAGGAAAAGCCUCUUAUUUUACCCUGGACCCAGUAGCUGUGCUAGUAUACAAUCGCACUGAUAGAAUUAUACAAAAUAAUACAAUACUACAAUAAACUUGUGUUUGGAACUUUUUGUAAAAAACGAAAAAUACAUAAAUAACUGUUUUUGUAUAUCCAAAGUUGAUUUUUUUCAAAAUAUUUUGGAUCUAGUUAUUUUAGUGCUUUUACAUGUUCCAAGAGAAUUAGUUUGAAUCUAUCGCCAACAGAGAGAGAGAUGUGGUGAUAUUCUGGGCUAAGGGCUGCCUGGUGUAGUUUCUGGCCCUCACUUGUUUUACUUCAUAGAGACUUGAAAGUAGACCUGAAAGAAAAAGUGCCCUUCGAGAUCCUCCUUCCUUUUCCUUCCACAAUGAGUUGCUGUUAGUGUGACAAACGCUCCAAGUGAGCAUUUAAUAUGAUAGUAAGGCUCCAAAAAAAAUUAAAAAAAAUUUAAAAGGCAAAAAAAAAAAAUAAAUAAAAUAAAUAUAUCUAGGCAGGUUAUUGGUGGGUCUGUGAGAUACGGCUGUGGCAAUUAUAUUGUAGUUUUAAAACACUAUUGUUAUUACCAUUUAAUCAUUUAUCCAAUAAAAACAUUUAAAAACUGA
Acipenser ruthenus (sterlet) is the source of this 7239-nucleotide messenger RNA. RefSeq names its product nuclear protein AMMECR1-like. The record is from RefSeq and is a predicted model, not a curated record. The coding region runs from base 325 to 1299 and encodes 324 amino acids. The transcript is spliced from 6 exons. NCBI's taxonomy places the organism in Eukaryota, Metazoa, Chordata, Actinopteri, Acipenseriformes, Acipenseridae.